Molecule: messenger RNA, 2502 nt
Organism: Passer domesticus (house sparrow)
Lineage: Eukaryota; Metazoa; Chordata; Aves; Passeriformes; Passeridae
Gene: TESK2
Product: testis associated actin remodelling kinase 2
Exons: 12
Coding region: 317-2332 (671 amino acids)
Biological process (GO): actin cytoskeleton organization; protein phosphorylation
Cellular component (GO): nucleus; cytoplasm
Molecular function (GO): protein serine/threonine kinase activity; ATP binding
Source: RefSeq, a predicted model, not a curated record
CCCGGCUCCCUGCGCCGCCCCCGGCCUUGUGCCCGGGCCUGGCACACCGCCAGCGAUUAGCCGUCUUUUCCUGACCUCACACUGUGGGAAUGCCCCACCUGUGCUGUGGAAAGAGAGAAGCAAGAACUUGCUGAGAGAGGCAGAGUGGUUCCCUGCAUCUUUGGCUGAGGUUCCCUGCCAGACACUUCAGCUCCAAUGAGCUUCCCAGUGCCAUGGAGAUCGAGGUGCCUGCAGGAUCCAACAAGAGUAGAGAAGACAGCAAAUUACCUAAGAUGUGAGAAGUCCUCCCUUAGUGAAAUAAAAUCUUGGUUUCAAAAUGGACCGAAGUAAGCGGAACUCAAUAGCAGGAUUUCCACCACGCUUGGAGCGCGCUGAAGACUUUGAUGGUACCACUGGAGAAGGGACUGCAUCCCAGCUGGGAAGAGUUUGUACCUCUUCAUACAGAGCCCUGAUAAGUGCCUUUUCCAGACUUACUCGUCUUGAUGAUUUCACAUGUGAGAAAAUUGGCUCUGGUUUCUUCUCUGAGGUGUUCAAGGUAAGGCACAGAACUUCAGACCAGGUAAUGGCUUUGAAGAUGAACACACUGAACAGCAACAGAGCAAACAUGCUGAAAGAGGUUCAACUUAUGAAUAGACUCUCACAUCCGAACAUCUUAAGGUUUAUGGGUGUCUGUGUGCAUAAAGGACAGCUGCACGCUCUUACUGAGUACAUCAAUUGUGGUAACCUGGAACAGCUACUAGAUGGCAACCAGCACCUGCCCUGGACAGUGAGGGUGAAACUGGCCUAUGACAUUGCUAUGGGAAUCAGUUAUCUUCACUAUAAAGGCAUUUUCCACCGAGACCUUACAUCCAAGAACUGUUUAAUCAAACACGAUGAGAAUGGAUACUCAGCAAUAGUUGGAGACUUUGGUUUAGCAGAGAAAAUUCCUGAUCACAGUGAGAAGUUACCAGUUGUGGGUUCACCUUUCUGGAUGGCACCAGAAGUUCUCAGAGAUGAGCCCUACAAUGAAAAGGCAGAUGUGUUCUCCUAUGGCAUAAUUCUGUGUGAGAUUAUAGCAAGAAUACAGGCAGACCCAGACUAUCUCCCUCGCACAGAGAAUUUUGGAUUAGAUUAUGAUUCCUUCCAGCACAUGGUGGGAGACUGUCCUCCUGACUUCCUCCAGCUGGCCUUCAACUGCUGUAAUAUGGAUCCAAAGUUGCGUCCUUCAUUUGCUGAUAUUGUCAAAACACUGGAGGGAAUGUUAAACCGCCUGAGAAAUGAGGACUCGGAGAGAGACAGAAAGUUCUCGAACCUUGACAACAAUGAAAGAAAACCAAAAGGAUCAAUUGACAAAGGACCAGGAGUAAAACGUUUGAGUUCCUUGGAUGAUAAGAUCCCACCCAAGUCACCCCGUCCGCGCCGCAAUAUCUGGCUGUCACGCAGCCAGUCCGAUAUCUUCUCCCGCAAGCCCUCCAGGAAGAUCAACGUGCAGGACCCCUACUACACACCCAGCAAAGGGUUAGGCCGGAAAGUGAAUCCCUUCAGUGCCCGCGAGGACCUCAAGGGGGGAAAGAUCAAAUUCUUUGACAUGCCAAGCAAGUCUGUGAUCUCCCUGGUGUUUGACUUGCACUCUCCAGAGGCAGGUGGAGGCCUGAAAGCCAGCCAGUCCCAGUUCCGGCAAGCGUACAGCACAGACUGGCAAGACCUUUCCCUUCUUCCUGGGAGGAGAUGCAGAUCGCUUCCACUCUCCCCUGAAUUACCACACAAGGAAUAUGGCCUCUUUGGGGGACUGUCUUCAACUGUGGGCAGGUGUGACCCAGCCCAGUUAGGUGCAGAGGUUCGGCAAAAACUCUUGAGUAGCACUAAAUACGGUGUGUCAGAGAUUCCCCCCUUUCAUGCCAAGCCUCACAGAACAGAGUUUCUUCUUGCACCAGGACAAGAAGAGGAUAUGGACUGUUCAGAUGGGCCAGUGGCCCAGGAGGAAAAUGGGUUUUGCCCUGUUGAGAACACACGUGGAGAUCCAGCAUGUGAUCAACCAUUAGUGCUGGCCCAGUCUGGGUCACUAUCUUACAAAAAGCUCCCAGCUGAGAAUUCAGUGAACUCUGAGGGACGUGGCUCACCACAAGUCUUUGCAGGAGGUCCCCCUUCUGAAGAGAUGGAGGUAGAAGAUGACCUACUGAAAAUUACUGUGUUAGAGUCUACAAAGCCUCUGUUCAGUGUUAGUCCUCCCACUGAGCUGGAGAGAGAGGCAUGGCCCUUCAGGGAGCAGGAUGGGGACAGUCCUGCCCUGUUGUCUCAGACCUCCUCCAACAUCUCAGCAAGUGGCAGCACAAAGUCAACUUGUGACAUAUGAAGAGAGGGCUCAAACUGAAUGUGUCCUUGAGUUGUUCCCAGCUGCUUAAACGAAGUUUUCCUGCAGUGCUGGGCUUCACAUCUGAAAGAGACUCAACAAGCUGGCUGGAAGACAGAUAGCUGCAGACAGUGUCUGAAGAGACUGAUUAUUUUAUAAAACUUUAUUUCAAA